UUAAACAACAUCAUUCAGUUGCACUUAAGAUUUCAUUCGGUAUUGAGGUUCGGGAGUUAAGAAAAAUAUGUUUCCCAUGCGUGAAAGUGCACCAUCUUAAACCUAGAAUAUAAUGAGAGUGAAUCUUUUAUGGUUUUCGGAAAAAAGAAAAAUCAAAAGGAUUGGCGCUAAUACAAUAGAGUUGAACUGAGCUAAUACAAAUAGAGUUGAAUGAACUGAUUCUCUGCGCGAUGUUACGAAUGUUGAAGACGAUCGUUCACUGUUUAUCAAUACUGGCAAUAUUAGGGGCAACUGCGAUCACGGCAAGCGAUAAUCAACAUUAUCAGCCACCGUUGGAGUGUUACGACCCAUAUGGGAGACCGCAGCGGUGUAUACCCGAGUUCGAGAAUGCUGCAUAUCAAGUAGAAAUUGAAGCGACAAAUACUUGUGGAGAAGAUGGAGUAACAAAUUUUUGCGUUCAAACUGGAUAUUCUAAUCGGAAAAGUUGCGAUGAUUGUCGAGAAAAUCAACAUGCACCCCACUUCUUAACAGAUUUACACGACCCCACGAACCCAACCUGGUGGCAAUCAGAAACAAUGUUCGAAGGAAUCCAAUAUCCGAAUCAAGUUAAUCUAACGCUCAAGCUGGGAAAAUCAUUUGACAUCACAUAUAUUCGAAUCGUCUUCUACUCUCCGCGACCAGAGUCAUUUGCAAUUUACAAACGUGUAACACCAAACGGCCCAUGGACUCCAUAUCAGUACUACAGUGCCACUUGCCGGGAUACCUAUGCACUUCCAGAUUCUCUUUCGGUAAUGAAAGGAGAAGAUGAAUCGCGUGCACUAUGUACUAGCGAGUAUAGUGAUAUUUCCCCUUUGCGAGAUGGAAAUAUCGCAUUCUCGUCACUUGAAGGGAGACCAAGCGCAAUAAAUUUUGAACACAGUCUAGAAUUGCAGCAAUGGGUAACUGCCACAGAUAUCCGUAUUACGUUAGACCGUUUAAAUACUUUCGGCGAUGAAGUAUUUGGAGAUGCUCAGGUGCUUCAGUCAUAUUUCUACGCGAUAGCUGAUAUUGCAGUUGGUGCUAGAUGUAAAUGCAACGGUCAUGCAAGCGAAUGUAUAACUAGUACCAGCAGCAGUGGUCAACGCGGCCGGAUAUGUAAAUGUCAACACUACACUGAUGGGCCUGAUUGUGAAAAAUGCUUGCCGUUCUACAAUGAUGCUCCAUGGGGACGAGCAACAUCGAAGAAUGUUCACGAGUGCAAACCCUGCAACUGUAACGGAUACUCAACUAAAUGUUUCUUCGAUCGUCAACUAUACAAUUUAACUGGACAUGGCGGUCACUGUCUUGAAUGUGGUGCAAAUCGAGAUGGACCAAAUUGUGAACGCUGCAAGGAAAAUUUCUACAUGCGCGAAGAUGGGUAUUGCAUCAAUUGUGGUUGUGAUCCAACGGGUUCCAGAUCACUGCAAUGCAAUGCGGAAGGAAAGUGCCAGUGCAAGCCAGGAGUAACGGGAGAAAAAUGCGAUCGCUGUGAGAACAAUUUUUACAAUUUUGGACCACACGGCUGUCAACCUUGUAACUGUGAUGCUCGCGGUUCCUAUGAAAACACACCAUCUUGCGAUCCUGUCAACGGUAUUUGUGUUUGCAAAGAAAACGUGGAAGGGCGCCACUGCCGUGAAUGCAGACCUGGUUAUUUCAAUUUGGAUCUAGAUAAUAAAUUUGGAUGUACUCCAUGUUUCUGUUAUGGCCAUACGAGUGAGUGUACGAGCGCAGCAGGAUACUCGAUAGUUUCCACCACCUCCAAUUUUAACAAACAUAAAGAAAAGUGGACCGCAGCCACUCAGAGUGGAACUGUCGUAGAUAUCAAGUACAACUCAAAAGGUCAAACUAUCGGAGUGGGUGCACAAGGGUAUGAACCAAUCUAUUUUUUGGCCCCAGACCGUUUUCUUGGAGAUCAACGAGCUUCAUACAAUAAAGUUUUGAAAUUCCGACUUCAACUCGUUGGCCAACCCCGACCAGAUGUUUCCACAUACGAUGUUAUUCUGCAGGGUUCAAACAGCAGUAUAUCUCUACCAAUAUUCGCACAGAAUCAACAAAUGCCUGAUGAUGAAAUGAAAGAAUUUACAUUUACCCUGCAUGAACAUCCUGAAUAUUCAUGGCAACCAUCUAUGUCUGCCAGAGGUUUUAUGUCAAUUUUGAGCAAUCUCACUGCAAUUAAAAUACGAGCUAUUUAUUCCGACUAUGGUGAAGCAUUUUUGGAUGACGUUGAACUGCAGACCGCACAUCGAGGAGCAGCAGGACGUCCAGCCACAUGGAUUGAACAGUGUACAUGCCCAGAGGGAUAUUUGGGUCAAUUUUGCGAAUCUUGUGCUCCUGGUUACAGGCACAACCCUGCAUUAGGUGGCCCCUUCAUGCCUUGUAUACCUUGUGAUUGUAAUAAGCAUGCGGAAAUAUGCGAUUCUGAAACGGGACGAUGCAUCUGUCAACACAAUACUGCAGGUGACACAUGUGAUCAAUGCGCGAAAGGUUAUUAUGGUAACGCUUUAGGGGGUACUCCUUAUGAUUGCAAACGUUGCCCUUGUCCGAAUAAUGGAGCAUGUAUGCAAAUGGCAGAUGAGUCAGUCAUAUGUCUUGAGUGCCCAGUUGGAUAUUUCGGACCCAGAUGUGAGCUAUGUUCCGAUGGUUACUACGGUGAUCCAACCGGCGUUCACGGUUCCAUUCGAAUGUGUCAACCAUGUGAUUGUAAUGGUAAUGUCGAUCCAAAUGCUGUUGGCAAUUGUAAUCGCACUACAGGCGAGUGUUUGAAAUGUAUUCACAACACAGCUGGUGUCCACUGCGACCAAUGUUUACCAGGUCAUUUCGGAGAUCCACUUGCGCUACCUCAUGGAAACUGCGAUCAAUGUAGUUGUUAUCCCAGAGGAACAGAACAAACAGACAAGGGCAUUUCCAUAUGUGAUCCUAACAAUGGGAACUGCCAGUGUAAGCCGAAUGUAAUUGGUCGUAAUUGUAACGAGUGUAAGAAUGGUUAUUGGAAUAUAAUCUCUGGAAAUGGAUGUGAAAAUUGUAAUUGUGAUCCAACGGGAAGCUUCAAUUCAUCCUGCGAUACGUACACUGGUGAAUGCUAUUGUAAACCUGGAAUUAUUGGCAAAAAAUGUGAUAAAUGCGCAGUAGCACACUAUGGAUUUUCACCUGAAGGAUGCAACUCUUGUGACUGUGAUCCCAGUGGAUCAAAAGGAUCUCAAUGUGACCAGUACGGACAAUGCCCUUGUAAUGACAAUGUAGAAGGAAGGCGUUGUGACCGAUGUAAAGAGAAUAAAUAUGAUCGCCAUCAAGGUUGCCUAGAUUGUCCUGCGUGCUACAACUUAGUACAGGAAGCUGCAAAUGAACAUCGCCAUAAGUUGGCCAAUCUGAACAAAAUUUUACAAGACAUUCAAUCGAAGCCAAUUGUCAUAGAUGAUAAUGAAUUUGUUGCUAAACUCAGAGCAGUCCAAGAUAAAAUUGAAAUCCUCGUUGAAGAUGCGAAAAGUGGCUCCGGUGGAGGUGAAAAAACACUGAAUGAAAUGCUGCAGGAUUUAGAAAAGCGCCUUGAAAUUGUUCAGGAUUUGCUCAACAAAGCUGAUCAAUCUCAAGCGUCUACUGAUUUGAAGAUAGGCAAAGGAACUAGCAAUGCAACAAUAGCCAACAAUCAAAUACAAGAAGCCCGCCGAGAGCUAGAAAAUGCUAUCGAUUUGUUACAAACCGAUGGAAACGGAGCAUUGAAUAGAGCUCGGGAUAUAUCUGGUCGAUUAGGUAACCAAACUAAUCAAAUCAGUGGUAUUUCUCGAGAGGCUCGACAGUAUGCAGAUCAGUUUAAAAAAGAGGCUGAUGAAAAUAAGAAACAAGCUGAGGAGGCCCUUGAAAAAGCAACAAAGGCACAUAACAUGGCGAAAAACACAAUUAAUUUGCAAGCCAACAUCAGCGAAGAAUUCCGGACAAAUAUUUCAAGUGAAGUGCAACAAGCUAAAGAUAAACUCAAUACAGUAUCUAAGUUAACAGAGCAAGCUUUAACGAAGGCUAAUGAAGUAUUUGAUGAUGCUCUUUCACAAUUUGUAACUGUGAACAAUUUGUCCCCCCCUAGUAUUGAUAUUGAUCACAUUAAAAAAGAAUCCAACAAGUAUAAUAAGGAAGCAGACAAAAUAAAUGAAGAUUUAGAUAAAACUAUAGAGGAUCAUAGCACUUUAUUAACUGACGUUAGCGAAAAUAUUGAACUAGCCAACACGUUACUGGAAAGGGCUGAAUCCCAAAAAGACGAUGCUAUUAGAGCCGUUCAAGAGCUAGAAUUCGCAAGAGAGCUAGCAGAAAAAGCAGUAGCCGAAGGCGAUGGAACUCUGAAGAAAGCAAAUUUUACAUAUCACACACUUUCAGGAUUCAAAAAUCAGGUCGAAGAUUCGAAACAGAAAGCUGCAGAAGCACUUCAAUCUGUACCAAGUAUCCAACGACAGAUUGAAAAUGCUAUUGAAUUGAUUGCUAACUCGGAAGCAGCAUUAAGAAGCGCCAAUAUGAACGCUGCGGAAUCCCGUGUAAAUGCACAAACAGCUCAGAAGAAAUAUGCCGAAGAAGCGUCUAAGCUUGCUGAGAACAUCAAGAAACGAGCCAAUACAACGAAAAAUACUGCCCGUGAUUUACGGCACGAAGCUGAUCAAUUAAAUGGCAGAUUAGCAAAAACAGAGAACAGUCUAUCCGAACGAGAAACGAAUAUUCGCAAGGAUUUCAACCUUACAAAAGAGGCUAAAGAAAAAGUUGGUCAGGCCCAACUUAACUCCAAUGAAGCUAAAUCCCAAGUUGAAAAAGCUAUGAAAGAUAUAAAGGCGAUAAUUGAUGAGUUAGCCGACUUACGCGAUAUUGACAUACAAAGUCUGGAUGCUUUAGAUGACCGUUUGACUGCAGCUGAAAAGGAGUUGGAAGAUGCCCAGCUGAAGAAUAAACUUCAUGUACUAAAUGAAUCUAAGAACAUUCAAUCACAAAACAUAAAAAGUUAUCAGCGGGAAUUAGCAGAACUUGAAGGCGAAGUAGCAAUAAUUAAGAUGAUCGCAGACUCUUUACCAGCUAAUUGUCAUAAAAGACUACGUCUUGAGCCAUAAAUAGUAUAUCAAUUAGGGUUCAACCUAAUGGAGCUAGAUACUUGCUGCCUUUAUCCGUGUUUUUUGGUAAUUAAAUAUCCAUAGGUUUCUAAACACGAAUCAUGCAUUUACGAAAAAUCAAAUGUGCCAACAACGAGUAAUAUAGUAUAAGACGUGUGCUAAACUAAAAAGUGUAUUUAAAUGAGCAUAUCAGAAAAUACUCCACCACUCGUAUUAAAUUAAAAAAGAUUUUUUUUUCAUGACUUUGAAAUUCGAUAGAUUUGUCCAGGUGUUUAAACAAAGUUACUUAAAAUAUAGAAAGCUAAAUUUGUAAGCAAAUUAUACAUGUCAUAUAAACAAUAAAUACCAUUUUUGAUCCAACUAGUA
Molecule: messenger RNA, 5462 nt
Organism: Armigeres subalbatus
Lineage: Eukaryota; Metazoa; Arthropoda; Insecta; Diptera; Culicidae
Gene: LanB2
Product: laminin subunit gamma-1
Exons: 12
Coding region: 231-5096 (1621 amino acids)
Biological process (GO): substrate adhesion-dependent cell spreading; animal organ morphogenesis; tissue development
Cellular component (GO): basement membrane
Source: RefSeq, a predicted model, not a curated record